Messenger RNA from Closterium sp. NIES-67, 2881 nucleotides. The record is from the annotation of a GenBank genome assembly. NCBI's taxonomy places the organism in Eukaryota, Viridiplantae, Streptophyta, Zygnematophyceae, Desmidiales, Closteriaceae.
AUGCAUCUCGAGCAUUCGUCCAGGUCCAUGCGAUGGACGCUGCGGGCGACAGGCAACGGGUCCUCGAGGUCUGAGCCGAUCAUCGCAUUCUCUUACCGAUGCCACGAAGGCCGUGAUUUCCUUGCUUCCUUCCGCGCCGGCUUUGACUCACCUGCUUUCGCACUGCCUUCACCUUCUUUGCAUCCGACGUGCCGCGAUCCUGGAUCCAGCCCAAUGCGCGCGUCUACGGCCGGACACUGCCGGCACUUUUACUGGUGCUCGUAGUGGCGGUUCCCGUGCCGCCAUCAUUCGCGCGUAGUACCGCCAGCCAUGGCGACGCUCCUGAAUCGCGUGCAGCGCAUGUGGCGGGACCGGUGGCUGGGGCUCAUCCUCGGCAUGUGGCUGCAGGCGUGCGGGGGGAUCUCGUACGCGUUCUCGCUAUACUCCGCCGCGCUAAAGAACAAGCUACAGUACUCGCAAGAACUGGUGGACGGGUUAGGAACCGCGAAGGAUAUUGGCGGGAACGUGGGGAUCGUGUCGGGGCUGCUGAUCGACCUCAUGCCCGCGUGGGCUAUCCUCGCUAUAGGCGCGGCCAUGCACCUGUUCGGGUACUCCAUGCUGUACAUGGCGUCAAUGGGGAUCACUCGCCCUCCCUUCUGGCAGAUGUGCGUCUUCAUCAUGCUCGGGACCAACGGUGCCACGUGGUUCAACACGGCUGUGCUCGUCACAUGCAUCCGCAACUUUGAGGGCGACAGGGGCGUGGUGGUGGGGCUGCUCAAGGGCUUCAUCGGGCUCAGCGGGGCCAUCUUCACGCAGCUCUACACAGCUCUGUACGCGCCCCACACGGCCCCGUUCCUCCUGCUGUGCGCGCUGCUGCCCCCUGUGGUGGCCCUGCUCGCCAUGGCUGUCAUCCGCCCCAUGGACCCGCGCCUGCUCGCCGCUGCCAAGAGAGAUGCGGGCGAUAACUCCCGCUUCCGGUUCCUCUAUGUCGUUGGAGUGGGCCUCGCGCUGUACCUCAUGCUAGUCAUGGCCCUGCAGGAGUCCCUGUCUCUCUCUCGCCCCUAUCGCCUUGUCUUCAUGACGGGCAUGCUGCUGCUGCUGGUUCUCCCCAUCACUCUCCCGUGGGUCAAAUCAAGUGCCCCCAUCGGCUCCAAGAUUCCACUCCACAUGUCACAAGACUAUCACCACCUCCGCUCUUCCGACACCUCUUCUGCUAUCUCUGCUGCUACCUCUUUCAACUCGAAGCCCACUGGCAUGCGCAUAGCGACUCAUGCAGAUGCACGCACGGAUCACUCCUCGCCACGUGGUGCGGAUGACAGCACUGCUGGAGAGACCUUCCCUCUGCUCUCUCAUCCCAGUCACACUGACAGCAGCAGCAACAGUGGUAGGGUGGGCAGCAGUUGCAGCAGCGCUGGCGUGGGGGUGAUGAGCCGAAGGGGCAGCUGUGAGUCAUUCAGCGACACCGAAGGAAGCCCUCUCAGGGCGACGUCCUUUACAAGCACACCCGCUACCGACGGUAGUGCAGGGCGCGCGAGUGAACGGGCUGGCAGCCCGGGGGUGCGAGGGUCGGCCUUGGGGCAGGGAGGGAGCAGUGGGCAGGGCAGUGGUUUGGGAGGCAGUAUGGGGGGGACUGGUGGUGCCGUUGGUGGUUUCGUGGGUGGUGGCGUGGGUGGUGGCGUGGGUGGUGGCGUGGGUGGUGGCGUGGGUGGUGGCGUGGGUGGUGGCGUGGGUGGUGGCGUGGGUGGUUGCGUGGGUGGUUGCGUGGGUGGCGGCGGGGAGGAUGGGAGGGACGGCAAGUGCCAGGAGAGUGACGGCAGGGGUAGUACGCGUGGGGUUGUGGAGGAGGUGCGAGGGCAGAGAGGGAAUGCUCUUCGAGUGGGCGUGGAUCACACGCUGGGGCAGGCUGCUGUGACUCCUGAAUACUGGCUGCUGUUCUUCGCCAUGGGGUGUGGCACGGGGUCAGGGCUCACUGCCAUCAACAACCUGGCGCAGGUGGCGGAGUCUCUUGGUUCUGCGAGUGUGGGCGCCCUUGUUGCUCUCGUCAGCAUCUGGAACUUUCUUGGAAGGAUGGCGGCUGGCUACGUGUCGGAGCAGUGCUUGAAGCGCUUCUGCACACCACGCCCGCUGUGCAUGCUGCUGGUGCAGGCGGCCAUGGGGUGCGCACACCUGCUCUUCAGCAUCGGGGACCCUCUGCUUCUUUACCCCGCAGCGGCGCUGGUAGGGGCGGCGCACGGGGCGCAUUGGACGCUGAUGGUCACCACUGCGUCUGAGCUGUUCGGGCUAAAACACUUUGGGGCGCUUUACAAUACGCUCAGCAUCUCAUCCACGGUGGGCUCCUACUGCCUCUCCGUCAAGCUAGCCGGCUACAUCUACGACCGUCAAUCCGCCAUCCAACGGUCAGCUUCCCUCCACCUGCAAGCCCUCUCCUCCUCCUCCUCGCUUGCCUCUCCCUCCGUGUCUCCUAUCACAACCACCGCCACCACUGCUGCAACUUCUGUGCCUGCACUGUCUUCCACAUCCAGGGGGCAAUGGGCAACAGGGGCAGCAGGGGCAGCCGAGCUGCUAUCAGGGAAGUCAGAGCUGCCCCACCGGUGCAUGGGGCCGGCUUGCUUCCGCCUGACCUUCCUGGUGAUGGCCCUCGUGUGCCUCGCUGGCAUCUGCGCCCUCCUCAACCUGGUGGCGCGCACAAGACGGCUCUACCAGGAGUUCCAUAAAGUCCAACGGAGUUGAAGUCAGCUACUGGUUGAAGGAAAACAUGUGUAAAGUUAACAAACACUAUGAUACAUGUGUCAACAUAUAAUUUGUAUAUGUUAUAGGCUAGCUAAGUGCAUGCUUAUAUAGAGUACAACCCCUUUGGUUAUAUCCCCUUGUACCACCUCAAUCUAGUCAAUCAUUCUCACUU